UGAAUUUUUGGGGAUCGAAAUUGGAAUAUGCCGAUUUACAAUAAUAAAUAACAUGUUCUCAAUUUAAUUUAAUAUGUGUAGAAGCAUCCUAAUAUUGACACGCCGAUCUCUUUCAUUUGCCCCCAACCAUUCAUUUCUCUGUUUUCUCUCUCUUCUUUCUGCACACACAAAAGGGAAUUAGGAAUACAUCAUUUUUACACGUACUGUAUUUUGAUAAAGAAAAAAAAAAGAAGAAACAAUCGUUUUCUUUAUCUGAAAUUCUUGUCUCUGUGUGUGUGUGUGAGAGAGAGAGAGAGAGAGAGAGAGAGAGAGAGAGAGAGAGAGAGAGAGAGAGAGAGAGAGAGAGAGAGAGAGAGAGAGAGAGAGAGAGGCUAUAUUUAUCAUGAAAAUUUCUGUAUUUUGUUUCCAUAGAUUAGUUUAUUUAUCAGAAAGCUAACCAUGAAAUAAAUCUUGAUUCUUGGCGGUUUCACAUGUUCAAAUCUGUCGUAGAGAUUGAUUAAAUGGGGGGAAUAUCGGAUAAUGUGACCGGACUUGUUUUGGCGAUCUCUUCAAGCGUAUUCAUCGGUUCUAGUUUCAUCAUCAAGAAAAAGGGCCUUAAGAAGGCCGGUGCUUGUGGUACUCGAGCAAGUGAUGGAGGCUACUCUUAUCUGAAGGAGCCUUUGUGGUGGGCUGGUAUGAUAACAAUGCUCUUCGGGGAGGCUGCAAAUUUUGCUGCCUAUGCAUAUGCUCCGGCUAUUCUCGUGACCCCCUUGGGAGCUUUAAGUAUCAUUUUCAGUGCAGUGUUAGCUCACUGCAUUUUGAACGAAAGAUUGCAUAUGUUCGGUGUUGUUGGUUGUAUUAUAUGCUUAGUGGGCUCCGUCACCAUUGUUUUACAUGCCCCACUGGAGAAGGAUAUUGAAUCGGUCAAACAAGUUUGGCACUUAGCCACUGAACCAGGUUUUAUUAUCUACACUUGUGUAGUAUUGGUUCUUGUCGCAGUUCUAAUUUUCGGGUUUGAGCGGAGAUACGGGCAGACACAUAUGCUUGUGUAUAUUGGAAUUUGUUCUCUCAUGGGUUCUCUUACGGUCAUGUGUGUGAAAGCAGUUGGGAUAGCUUUAAAGCUGUCGUUUUCGGGGUCGAAUCAGUUCAUAUACUUUCAGCCUUGGUUAUUUACUUUUUUGGUUAUUGGUUUCUGUCUUAUGCAGCUGAUUUAUCUGAACAAGGCACUGGACAUGUUCAAUACAGCUGUCGUGUCGCCUGUAUAUUUCGUCAUGUUCACAUUCCUCACUAUAUUAGCCAGUGUCAUCAUGUUUAAGGAAUGGGAUUCUCAGAGUGCGACGGAUAUUGUGACGGAAAUAUGCGGUUUUGUGACGAUAAUUUGCGGGACUUUUCUACUGCACAAAACAAGGGAUAUGGGAGGUUCUGCAGAUGAACCACCAUCAUCAUCAUCACAUAUAACUAUAGAGAUAUGCAAUUCCCCAAGAAAUCAGUAUGAGGUUUGAGCAUUUGAUCACUGUGUGAAACUUGAGGGAUUGAACUGUAGACAAUGGGCUGUCGAAAACAAGUGAACUUUUUCGAAAAAUCUUUGUUUCGAAAAUGAGGUAACAUUCUCUUGAGUGGCGCCUUGGCGGUAUCGGAUUUAUAUUUUGUUUCUUCCAUUGUUCUAUAUCUUUGGUGGUGGUGGUGGUGGUGGUGGUGGGUGGUGGAGGUUGGUGGUCAGAAUUUGCACUUGUAGAUGAGAAAUAAAUUCAAUUACAUGUAUACAGUCUAUUUAUGAAAAAACCCCUCAGAUUUGAGAAAUUACAUCCAGCCCCUUACGGUUUGUACAUUUUUUACAUCCACCCCUUACUAAAGGUUAUUAAUGUAAGAAACCUACACAUGAGGGUUAUAUUUUCCGUAAAUAGAUCUUACUUCAGAGGACGGUUGUAAUUAGCCCUAAAUUCAAUAAUAUGAAUUAGUCUUUGAAAUU
This is a messenger RNA of Erythranthe guttata (spotted monkey flower), 1948 nucleotides long. RefSeq names its product putative magnesium transporter NIPA1. Gene Ontology annotation, biological process: magnesium ion transport. Gene Ontology annotation, cellular component: membrane. Gene Ontology annotation, molecular function: magnesium ion transmembrane transporter activity. The record is from RefSeq and is a predicted model, not a curated record. Lineage: Eukaryota; Viridiplantae; Streptophyta; Magnoliopsida; Lamiales; Phrymaceae.